Lichtheimia ornata is the source of this 3588-nucleotide messenger RNA. RefSeq lists its product as uncharacterized. Lineage: Eukaryota; Fungi; Mucoromycota; Mucoromycetes; Mucorales; Lichtheimiaceae. Gene Ontology annotation, biological process: protein phosphorylation. The record is from RefSeq and is a predicted model, not a curated record. The transcript has 4 exons. Gene Ontology annotation, molecular function: protein kinase activity; ATP binding. Bases 1 to 3588 code for a protein of 1195 amino acids.
AUGGCAACAACACACCCAUUGCAAUGGACUGACAACCAGCAUGCCACCACUCAUUAUGUCAAUGUCAGGUCGCCUCCAUUGGUACUCAAAGGUGGAAGUGAAGGAGGAAGAGGAGGAUACGUUGACUUGAAUAUCUUGUACAAUGACGAUGACGACGACGAUAAUGACGAUGAUGAUGGACGUAUCCAUGGCAACAACAGCAGCAGCAGCACUGAAGAAGAGGAGGAAGAAGAAGAAAAGGAGGACAAGCUUGCGAAUGUAUCAUUGUAUAAGCGAUCGGCUGCUGAGAGGAUCGAAUGGCAACAAAUGCUUCAUUCAGUAUUGAUGGGCCAAGUGAUCCAGUCUGAGAAGAAGCGAUUUACGGUGAUCCGGAAAGAACAAUCCAAGCCUACAGCGGAGAUAUGGAUUUCGAUUCGUGCAUUACUGCGAGGUCACACAUUGCAAGAUGAACGUCGAUUUCUGGAUCAUAGUCGACGUGAGAUGUACGACGUGGUCAAAAUGAUUUACAACUUUUGCGUGGACGAUCAACAAGAGGAACAGCCUUACGACCAAGUAGCAGGUGCGUUGCGUACAGUGGAUCGUGUGGAGAGCCUUUUUGCAACUCGUGCCGACCUUGUUGAAGCCUAUCCGGAUUAUGCAGCUGCCGAAUGCCAGAGACGUCUUGAUGCUCUCAAUGCAUGGUACACAACCACACAUAGUCUCAGGAUGCAGAAAUGUAUAUUGGAGAAUUGGAUGGGAUCAUUGGUUCCCAAGGAUACCUUUGUCGAACGUCUUCUCAAAGAAAGCGCAUUGCAAGACACCUUCAACAAACGUACAUUGUCAGCCCUUCAUUCCUUGCUUGUCAAAUCCAAGGAUACCAUUGUCACCAACAACGCAUUGUUUGUGGAGAUGAAUUUGCCAUCUUUCAUGUCCCGCCUUCGUGAGCUUGCUACUUUUCCUACCUUGCUUAUUCAAGAAGCCCUCAAGUUGCGUUUGACAUAUAAGGACCACAGCCAUGAUGAAAGCGCACCCAAAACAGUCAUUGACACUAUGGUGGAAGAUUAUCGAUCCCUGCUGACAUUGGCUUGUCGUGUGAAGGUGCAAUACGAGGAAUUGGCAAGUCCGGCACCCGGAUGGGAUCUCAUGGGAGAAACAAAGUUUAUGGAUACCGCCGUGUUACAUGAUUCAGUCAGAUUGUACUUUAAAAUGAUCGCUUGGAGACUCAAGAGUGAAAAAGGCAACACCAUACGUCAAUGUGACAUUAUGGAGCGAGAAUGGGAUUAUAUCCGAUAUACGGUGUGCAAAUCAAUUGAUCAAGUGGAUGGUGAAUGCAGUGCCCAAAUAUGUGCAUUGGUAGCCAACACACUCCUUGCCGAUCUCAUUGAGGAUUAUGCAACCCAUUUUCCAAAGUCCCAGCAGGAUUAUUGUCCACCGCCAGAAACAUUCCAUGCGUUAUGGACAAGAACACGCAAGCUGUUACAGUUCUCAAAAUUCUUCCUGAGUCAAUUUGAAAACGCUACAGAGUAUGCUAUCAACCCAGAGAGCAGCAACGCUUUCAUCCAAUCGCUUCAACAAAGUGGUCAUUGCUUGUUGAUUACGGGGACCUUUGAAAAGGAACGUGUAUAUCUUGCUGCAUCACCUACACUUGCAGGACGUGAGGAAGCAAUUACAGCCAUCAUUCAAUCCUCCUUUCUCAGUGACCACCAUGUACCAUCAUCAUCAUCAUCAGCAACACCUACCACAACCACAACCACAUCACCAGAGGAUUACAUUAUAGCCUUUUCACAAUGGCAUGAUAUUGUAUGGAAAGGAUGGGUGCAACGAGUACCAUUAGCGUAUGUGACCAUGGGGCUCAAAGCAAAUCGUGCACGGAUCAUCUCGAACCACCGAUUAAAUUCUGCAAAGUCGGCAUUUAUACACAGCACGCACGGUUGUGUAACCACCCCAACAACGAGCAGCAUGCUGGAUGCGAUUCAUGAACACAAAGCCAACUUGACUUGUAUCAACAAAGAACUCCUUGGUGUCAAAAGCAUCGUGUUGAGAUUAGCACACGCCAAUAUUGAAAAUAUGGACGCCAUCCAUGUGCCUGGAGCUGACCCUGAUCUUGUGCAAGAGAGCUUUGGUGCUGCAAGUGAUUUAUGCAUGCGUGCAUCUCGAUUUUUGGAUAAGAACACGCGACAUCAGCUGGAUACCAGGUUACUUCAAUUGGCUAUUCGAUGGAUGGCAUUCAUCACAAACGAAUGCACUCCCACAGAUCGCCGUACUUUUCGAUGGGCUGUAACAGCACUUGAUUUUGCGCAGGUGGUGACAAGGGGCAACAACGUUCUCAUGCUUCAAGAUAAUGACUACAUGCGUCUGCAACAUUACGUAGCACGAUGCAUCACAUUAUUGAUUUCACACUUUGAUGUGCUUGGUACACGAUGGCGUGAAUAUGAUUUGACUACCGAGCAACGUAGAAGAAGAAUGAUGCAACAACGACGACAAAAGCGUGGUGCAAGUAAACGCCAUUCAUACAAUCGACACCACCAAGAGGAUGAAGAAGUCGAUGAUGAUGCAGCAGCGGUAGCAGCAGCAGCAGCCAACAUGCGCUUUAUACGUAAUGAAUGGAUGAGACACAUUCGUAUGCUCGAAGAGACUCGUAACGCCAAUGAGCGAGAAAACAAAUUGGUGGGCCGUGUUUUGGAAGAUCAGAAGCCAGAGGAUCGAUCCAUGUUGUAUUUGGCACCAUCCGCAUCCAGUAUUUCAUUUCGAUGGCAACAAGGACGCUUUAUUGGUGCAGGCACAUUUGGCUCGGUGUAUCUUGCCAUUAACUUGGACACUUCUUGCAUGAUGGCAGUCAAGGAAAUACGAUUCCCAGAUUCAGAUACCUUAUCAUCUUUUCACAAAAAUAUCAAAGAGGAAAUGGAAGUCAUGGACAUGCUCAAUCAUUCAAACAUUGUACAAUACUACGGCAUGGAGGUGCAUCGAGACAAGGUGUACAUCUUUAUGGAGUAUUGUGAAAAUGGGAGCUUGGAAUCAUUGUUGCAGCAUGGUGGCUGUAUCCAGGAUGAACGAUACAUUGUCGACUAUGCACAUCAGCUACUAAGAGGUCUUGCUUAUCUUCAUGAAAACAACGUGGUGCAUCGUGACAUCAAACCUGAUAAUAUUUUGAUCGAUUACCAAGGCGUUGUCAAGUUGUCUGAUUUUGGUACAGCCAAAGUACUUGUGGCACAGGGUCAACAAAAGACAGCCAAUCGAACAGCAUCCUCCUCCUCCAUGGCGACGAAUAACAAUACGCUUGCUGGUACACCCGUUUACAUGGCCCCUGAAAUCAUCACCGGUGGAAACAAGGGGCGUAUGGGAUCCAUGGAUAUUUGGUCGCUAGGGUGUUGUAUUGUCCAAAUGGCAACAGGACGACGGCCAUGGAGCACAUUGGAAAAUGAGUGGUCGGUCAUGUAUCACGUGGUCACAGGACAACCACCGUUGCCUGAAUGCUCUCAACUAUCACCACUUGGUUUGAACUUUUUGGAGAAAUGUUUUAUCCGCAAUCCAAACAAGCGUCCAACAGCAAAGGAGCUGCUAAAUCACCCAUGGAUCACCAGCUUUGACAAUGUCGAUGACUCGUAUUAG